AGGCCGCCUCCUGGAGUGUCUGAGGAGGCGCGGGCUGCUGCAGGCUCCGGCGCCUCACCGCGCCGGCCCGAGCCGCCGGGCGAGGCCCAAGCAGCUGCUCGCCCCGACCGCACCGCCCGAUGUCCUCAAGAUGGAGGCAGCGGAGGCGGCGGCGUGAAGAAAGCGGCGCUGUGGGCGCGGGAGCAGCGGCCCGGGCGGAGGCGGUGGCGGGAUGGGGCUGCUGCUCAUGAUCCUGGCGUCGGCCGUGCUGGGCUCCUUCCUCACGCUCCUCGCCCAGUUCCUGCUGCUGUACCGCAAACAGCCCGAGCCGCCGCCGGACGAGGCCGCCCGCGCGGCCGACGGCUUCCGCUACAUCAAGCCGGUGCCGGGCCUGCCCCUGAGGGAGUACCUUUAUGGCGGCGGCGGGGAUGAGGAGCCCUCCGGCGGGGCCCCCGAGGGCGGCGCGACCCCGGCCCCCGAGACCCCCGGCCCGCCGACGCGGGAGACCUGCUACUUCCUCAACGCCACUAUCCUGUUCCUGUUCCGGGAACUGCGGGACACCGCACUGACCCGCCGCUGGGUCACCAAGAAGAUCAAGGUGGAGUUCGAGGAACUGCUGCAGACCAAGACGGCCGGGCGCCUGCUGGAGGGGCUGAGCCUGCGGGACGUGUUCCUGGGCGAAACGGUGCCCUUCAUCAAGACCAUCCGGCUCAUCCGGCCCGUCGUACCCUCGGCCACCGCAGAGUCCGACGGCCCCGACGGGGAGGCGCUGCCCGCCACCUGCCCCGAGGAGCUGGCCUUCGAGGCGGAGGUGGAGUACAGCGGGGGCUUCCACUUGGCCAUCGACGUGGACCUGGUCUUCGGCAAGUCCGCCUACCUGUUCGUUAAGCUGUCCCGAGUGGUGGGGAGGCUGCGCUUGGUCUUCACUCGCGUGCCCUUCACCCACUGGUUCUUCUCCUUCGUGGAGGACCCGCUGAUCGACUUCGAGGUGCGCUCCCAGUUUGAAGGACGACCCAUGCCCCAGCUCACCUCCAUCAUCGUCAACCAGCUCAAGAAGAUCAUCAAGCGCAAGCACACACUUCCGAGUUACAAGAUCAGGUUUAAGCCGUUUUUCCCAUACCAAACCUUGCAAGGAUUUGAAGAUGAAGAGCAUAUCCAUAUACAACAAUGGGCACUUACUGAAGGCCGUCUUAAAGUUACCUUGUUAGAAUGUAGCAGGUUACUCAUUUUUGGAUCCUAUGACAGAGAGGCAAAUAUUCAUUGCACACUUGAGUUGAGCAGUAGUGUUUGGGAAGAAAAACAAAGGAGUUCUAUCAAGACGGUUGAGUUAAUAAAAGGAAAUUUACAAAGUGUUGGACUUACACUUCGUCUUGUCCAGUCAACUGACGGGUAUGCUGGGCACGUCAUAAUUGAAACUGUGGCCCCAAACUCGCCUGCUGCUCUUGCAGAUCUUCAGCGGGGAGAUCGACUUAUUGCUAUUGGAGGUGUGAAAAUCACAUCGACGCUGCAAGUGUUGAAGCUUAUCAAGCAGGCUGGUGACCGAGUCCUGGUGUACUAUGAAAGGCCUGUUGGCCAGAGUAAUCAAGGCACAGUGCUGCAAGAUAAUUUUGGCCAAUUGGAAGAAAAUUUUCUGUCAAGCUCAUGCCAACCAAUUUAUGAAGAGGAAGCCGCCGGGUUGGCAGUUGAUACUGAAAAUAGAGACCUGGAUUCUGAAUUUGAAGAUUUAGCAAGUGAUGUCAAAGCACCAAAUGAGUUCAAAGAUGAGGCGCAAUCAUUAAGUCAUAGUCCUAAACGCACUCCAACAACACUUUCUAUUAAGCCCCUUGGAGCUAUAUCACCAGUUUUAAACCGUAAGUUAGUAGGAAGUCACCCACUGCCACCAAAAAUUCCAUCCAAAGAAGGAAAUAAACCCUCAGCCCUAAAAACUUCUGAGGUAACAGACCCAGCACAAGUGUCAAAACCCACCCAAGCAUCCACUUUCAAACCACCUGUGCCACCACGACCACAAGUGAAAGUUCCUUUGCUUUCCAGUGACGCCCCAAAUCAGACAGAACCAGAUGUUCUUGUUGAAAAGCCAGAGAAAGUGCUGCCUCCUCCUCCUGCAGAUAAAUCUGCUGAAAAGCAAGCAAAAAAUAUGGAUCAAAUAGAAGAUGCAGCUGCAUCUAAGCACUUUUUAGCAAAGCAAGAAGUGACUAAAGAUUUUAGUUCAGAAAGUUCCUGCCCUACUAAGGACAGUUCGGACGACCAUCAAACGUGGGAAUCAUCAGAAAUUCUUUAUCGUAAUAAGAUAGGAAAAUGGACAAGAACCAGAGCAUCCUGUUUGUUUGACAUAGAAGCCUGCCACAGAUACUUAAACAUUGCACUGUGGUGCAGGGAUCCUUUCAAGUUGGGAAGUCUCAUCUGUUUGGGGCAUGUUAGUUUAAAACUUGAAGAGGUGGCUUUAGGUUGCCUGGCUACAUCAAACAUGGAAUACCUUUCAAAAUUAAGACUAGAAGCCCCCACACCAAAGGCUAUGGUCACUAGAACCGCACUGCGCAAUCUGAGUAUGCAAAAGGGAUUCAAUGACAAAUUUUGUUUUGGUGAUAUUACUGUUCAUUUCAAAUAUGUGAAAGAAGGGGAACCAGACCACCACACAGUUACUACUGCAGAGAAAGAAAAAGAAGUCCAUUUGGUCGAAGAAGUUUCUGCUCUCCCUAAAGAAGAACACUUUGUUGGACAGAUAGGUUUAACAGAAAAUAAACAUAGUUUCCAGGAUACUCAGUUUCAGAACCCAACUUGGUGUGAUUACUGUAAGAAAAAAGUUUGGACUAAGGCUGCUUCCCAGUGUAUGUUCUGUGCUUAUGUUUGCCAUAAAAAAUGUCAAGAAAAGUGUCUAGCCGAGACUCCUCUUUGUGGAGCAACUGAUAGGCGAAUAGACCGGACCCUGAAAAACCUCAGGUUGGAAGGACAGGAAACCCUCUUAGGCCUACCUCCUCGUGUUGAUGCUGAAACUAGCAAGUCGGUCAAUAAAACAACAGGUUUGACAAGGCAUAUUAUCAAUACUAGUUCUCGUUUGUUAAAUUUGCGUCAAGUUUCCAAAACUCGCCUUUCUGAACCAGGAACCGAUCUUGUAGAACCUUCACCAAAACACACACCCAACACAUCAGACAACGAAGGCAGUGACACAGAAGUAUGCGGUCCAAACAGCCCUUCUAAGAGGGGAAGCAGCACAGGAAUAAAGUUAGUGAGAAAGGAGGGUGGUCUGGAUGACAGUGUUUUCAUUGCAGUUAAAGAAAUUGGUCGUGAUCUGUACAGGGGCUUGCCUACGGAAGAAAGGAUCCAGAAACUAGAGUUCAUGUUGGAUAAACUGCAGAAUGAAAUUGAUCAGGAGUUGGAACACAAUAAUUCCAUUGUUAGAGAAGAAAAAGAGACAACUGAUGCAAGGAAAAAAUCACUUCUUUCUGCUGCUUUGACUAAAUCAGGUGAAAGACUACAAGCUCUAACACUUCUUAUGAUCCACUACAGAGCAGGCAUUGAAGAUAUCGAAACUUUAGAAAGUCUGUCUUUAGACCAGCACUCCAAAAAAAUCAGCAAGUAUCCAGAUGACACAGAAGAAGACCUCGAUAGUGAAAUAAGCCAACUAAUAGACUCUCAGCCAUUCAGCAGCAUAUCAGAGGACUUAUUUGGCCCAUCCGAAUCUGUGUAACAGACACUCUAUUUAAACUUUGAAAUGAUUGGGGAAAAGUUGCAUCUAAAGUACCACAGAUACAACCACAUUUAAAUCCUCUCAUAAUGCACUUUGGCCUACUCCUCCACAGUUAUUUGCUUGUGCAAGAACAAGAACAAAAAAGGUGGUUUUCCAGCAAAAACAUGACCAACUCACUAAAUUAGUUGUUUCGGAUUGCAUUUAUAGCUAUGCUUUUUUGGGUUUCUACUGGGAAUUUAUUUUUACUAAUUUAUUUUUAACUUUUUCUAAUUAUGUAAUUAUGUAAGCUAACUUUUCAUGUUUAUGUAUGUGUGAUGUAUCAUUGUAUUAUUUUCUUUCCUCUUAGUUUUUGAAUUAGUGUUAAAUAGGAUCCUAUCCAGAUUCUUGAAAUAUUUUCAUUUCCAUCACGGUUGUAACAACUAAUUUGCUGCAUGCCCAAAUUGACAACAGCAAUCAUUGAGGGAACAGCUUUUGAAUCUUUCUUUUGUGUUAUGAAGUUUGUCAUCUCUGCUUGUUUAAGAUUUUUGUUAUUUGCGGGUUUUGGGGGUGCUUUUGUUUUUGCCAAAUGUAACAUGAAAGCAUAUGCUGCAGCUUUAGUCUGUUAUGCUGAUUUAGUAAAAAAAUUUUUAUAUAUAUUGCUUGCUUUCUAUGCUUCUGUGAAAUUUUUUUCUGAAGCUUUUGUGCAGUUGAAGUAUAUUAAAAAUACAGUGAUUAAUUUGAAGAGCUUGCAUUGAAAACCAAAAUGUAAUAGGGAAUAAAUAUAGAAUGCAGUUGGUCAAGUAUGUUGUAGAGAGGAUAACAAGAUUAAAUUACUGAAAAACAGUAACCAGUUGGAUUUUGAAAUUAAUCUUUCAAAAUGUGAUGCUCUCCUUUAACAUGGAAGUUCUACACAUUCAUGAUUAUUUUUCAUCUUCAGUUCUCCCACAGGAAAUAAAGCAUGUGCAAGGAUAUUUAAAGUUUCAGAGGACUGUUCUUAACAUGACUAUGUUGAUAACUCAUUUUUGCUGGUUUUGUUUUAGAAUAUUUUCAUGUCGAAGUAUGUUGUGAUUGCAAGGAAUCAUGCAAAAUAUAUUAUUGCUUCAUCUGGCAUCUUACAGGCUUAAAGGAAUGUGAUCGUUCUGAACACUUCUGUAGCUCAGACUGUCUUCAUUUGUUAAGAAAAGAAAGACAAAUAAAAAUAGUAUAGAUUACGUAAGAAUUGGGACCAGUUCUCUGAAAAUGAAGAUCUGCUCUGAUACUGUGUUCAUCUCAUGGAUCCCAGCAACACAUGACUAAGGGAAAACAUGUAAGCUUGACCUCUGUUAGUGUACCUUAAAAGUUUUGGCCUUGUUAUAUACCUAUAAAAUAGAUAAGCAUAUGUUUUUCCCUUUUGUAGGUAAUUGCUAUGAUAAUUGAUAUAUAGUGAAAAUGACAUGAAUUUAAAACUAAAUGAAACAGCUUUUAUGGCUAGCACGAAAAGGCAUAGUGUAAUAUUAAGGAUUGUGGCCCAGGUCUAUAGUCCAGUACUCCAUGUAAGAGUUUAAUUUCAAGCUCUUCCAUUAAUGAACUGUGCAAUCAUAGGCAAGUCACAAAAGGGCUCUGUGCCACAGUUUCGCCAUCUCUGCAAUGGGAAUACUACUACUAAUUCUAACUACCUCACAGGAUUAUUGUGAGGAAAACAAUAGCCUAAAUGCAAAAGUGCUGUGAACUGUAAAAAGCUAUACAAAUAAAAAGUAUUUAUAUAAGUAAGAAAAACAUUUUUGAGGGUAGAAAAGUUAUUACACUUUUAAAGUCAGUAGCCAGCUCUCACUCCUGUUGGUAUUUUACUAAGGGAAAUAUUAGGACACUAAAAACCUUUCUUGGCCAAUUUUAUAACAAAUAUAUUUGUGUGUACUCCCCGUUUUUGUUUGUUUAAGCGUGCUCGAAUUUUAAAAGAACACUGCUAUAGAAGACUUGACCCACCAAAUUCCCUAAAAUCUAAAAUGUUGUUUCAUAAUACAUGCUUGAAACAAUCUGCCCAAUGUAUAAUCAUGUUUCAUCUUGUAAAAAAUAACUUACCAUUGAUAACCUAGAAAGUGGAGUAUCUGUAAGUGACUGGUGUUUAUAGAUUAAACCAUGGAAGUUUUAGUGAUACCCAAGCAUGCUGCUAAAACUGAUGCAUUUGAAAGAGAUGUAGAAAUAAUGCAAAACUUUGGCUUCAUAAGAAUCUAGUCAUGUUUUUAAAGUAUUUACCUCUGUAGAACCACAAUAAUGGAAAGCUCAGUAAUGCUGCUAAUGACAUUUGUAAAAUAAACCUUUAAUGUAGUGCAAUAUUUUUAUAUCCACUGCGAGAGGGAGUAGAGGCAUCACAGUUGUACUUUAGUGCAAGGGGGAACACUCCAAAUAGCCUAGAAUAUAGUAAGGUAUAAAGCUUCAGUAAAAAAGUUGUAUUACAUUACUGAUGUAAUCUUGCUGCCAUGCUAUGUUAUCAAUAGCUUUGAAAAAUAAUAAAGAGUACCACAGAAAACAAGAAUAUCUCCAUUUGAUGACAUCUUUAAAAAGGUGAUUACUGCAUUCCUAUGGAAUUAGUACCUGGUAUAAUUUGGCCAUGCAGACAAGUUGACCAAAGUCCACUUUUGCUAAACAAAAUUGCUAUUUUGCACACUGCCUAAAAGCAUUAAAUUUUU
This is a messenger RNA of Cynocephalus volans (Philippine flying lemur), 6309 nucleotides long. RefSeq names its product PDZ domain containing 8 (gene PDZD8). Gene Ontology annotation, cellular component: mitochondria-associated endoplasmic reticulum membrane contact site. The record is from RefSeq and is a predicted model, not a curated record. NCBI's taxonomy places the organism in Eukaryota, Metazoa, Chordata, Mammalia, Dermoptera, Cynocephalidae. The transcript is spliced from 5 exons. The coding region runs from base 212 to 3664 and encodes 1150 amino acids. Gene Ontology annotation, molecular function: protein binding; lipid binding. Gene Ontology annotation, biological process: mitochondrial calcium ion homeostasis.